AAGUUUAUUACAAUUAGAAGAAAGAGGCAGAAUUAGGAAAACUAAAAUCUACUCAAUAUUUUAGAAUAAAGGGACAAAUUUGUAAUUCCAAAUUCAAAAUAUGUAUAAAAAUAAAAAUAUUAUAUACUUCUCCUUGGUGUGUAUGAGUACGGUCUAUUCCUCUAUAUAUAAUCCCUCUGAUCUCCAAACCAACGCCACAUUUCAUACCCAUCCACCAAUUUCCAAACACAAAACCAACACCUUUCGGAGAAAAACAGGAAUGGGUAACAGCUUAAGGUGCUGUUUGGCUUGUGUUCUGCCCUGUGGAGCUCUCGAUUUGAUACGAAUAGUUCACCUCAACGGCUACAUCGAAGAGAUUACCCGUCCGGUCACCGCCGGCGAGAUCCUUCAGGCCAAUCCUAAUCAUGUUCUCAGCAAGCCCUGCUUCCAAGGCGUCGUCCGUAAAAUCCUCAUCCUGUCUCCUGACUCCGAGCUCAAGCGGGGCAGCAUCUACUUCUUGAUCCCGUCGGCUUCCUUGCCGCCGGAGAAGAAGAAGGGCUGCGCUGCCUCCGCCGCUCUCAAGUCCUCCAAAAAAAGUAGGAAGUGCCAAGAACAAGUUUCCGAGGACUACUGCAACCGGUACCUCACAGAUGUUAUAUCGGAAAAGAAGUCAUCAAGUCGAGAUCGCCGGCACCGGAAAAGUCGCAGUCGCGUAGUCGAAUGGCGACCCCAUCUCGAGAGCAUCGCGGAGGACUAGUUUUUUUGUUUUUGUUUUUCCGGUGCCGGGAUCUAACGUCAUCUCCAUGGUGUACAUGUACACGUAUAUAAGCAAAAGCCGUCCAAUUAUAUGUAUGCAUACCGUGGAGUGUCUGGUUUUGUGGAUAUAUAGAGUUUAUUUUUCUUUUUCUUUUCUUAUUAUGGCCUGCGGAAAAAUAAAACAGCAGAUCUAAAACUCUCAAUAUUUUCUAUGAGGAAAAAAGAGGGAUUAUCUACUAAAUGGGAUUUGCAUAUACCCCCUAAUCAAAGUUGUAAGUAUGAAAGGAAACCUCUAAUUUUCUCUUUGAUUUUGUUGUUUUCUUUAAAAUUAAUUAAUACAGUAUAUGAUCCAAU
This is a messenger RNA of Rubroshorea leprosula, 1089 nucleotides long. The record is from the annotation of a GenBank genome assembly. Lineage: Eukaryota; Viridiplantae; Streptophyta; Magnoliopsida; Malvales; Dipterocarpaceae.